Molecule: messenger RNA, 1179 nt
Organism: Haemonchus placei
Lineage: Eukaryota; Metazoa; Nematoda; Chromadorea; Rhabditida; Trichostrongylidae
Source: the annotation of a GenBank genome assembly
AUGAUUACGGGAGUCACUUCAGGCUCCUUUGAUUCUGUAUCGAACUUCCGUAUGACUGAAUACUCCGACAGUAUUUUAAAAACGAUUGCUAGUGUACAUUUCUACCUGCGCGAAGGCUACUACGGAACAGCGUUGAAAAGUUGUGGAGGAGCUAAUGGAGACUCACCUCAUGUGCAACUGCUCAAAGGGAUUGCACUUAUCUUAAAUGGAAAACCAGCCGAGGCGAUGCGAUUAUUGGAAACUUUACGGAAGGGCGAGUGCUCCAUGGGAGCGCUAUACGCUCUGAAAUAUGCUCAUCUUCAGGCCGAAAAUCCAGAUCGUCAGUCGUUAAUGGAAAUUGAAUCCGCUCUGAUGGAGAUCAAUGAUGCGCCGCCAAUGGAGCAGUUUUCAGCUGCCGAAGCUCUGUUUUUCCAAAAAGACUACGCCAAAGCAAAACCGAUUCUUGACAGAAUCGCCAGAUCCAAUCCGGAUAAUUCUUUGAUAGUCUGCCUAUCGGGAUGGACGGACCUUUUGCUCGGUAAAGAUCAGAAAUCUACGCUGGAAAUGUUUGAGCGAGCAAUCGACGGAGGAUAUCUCGACGGUUAUGUCGGCAAAAUGGCUAUAUUUACAUGCAGACAGCUGGCGAGUGAUGCCAAAUCGCUGUGCAAGGAUGCCCUCACCGCAUCUUUUGGUCACUUGCCUUUUCAUGUGGAAGCAACGAGAGCAUGUCUGCUAGCAAAGGAAUGGAAUAAUGCUUUACAGGCUUUACAGAAUUCCAAUAUAGUAGAGUCGGAUAAUGUGUUCAUACUUUUCCUAUUCGCUGUACACACUAUUUGUUCAAGUGGAACAAGAAUUGAGCAAACGCUUACUGAACUGCAGACCGCCUUGGACACCGCAGAAAGUGACAAUCAUGCCUUAUAUGGACAAAUGGCAAGCUGUCUUUAUAGAAUGGGAGGACGAAACAGAACUGUACUAGCCUUUGCAAGGGAGCUACUAGCACGAGCGAAUAAAAAGUCACGUAGACCAGCCUAUGUUGUGGACGAGCUAAGAGUAGCCAUAUCGCUAGAUGAUGUUCGAGAAGUAACAUCGAAAGUGAAAGAGCUGAUGUCGAUGGAUUGUGAUGAUCCAUAUGCUGCACUUGGUGAGAUCUCCUUGUCCAUUUUUGAAGUCAAGAUCGCAAAUCUCCCUUCUUGGAUUUAG